GCGACUUCCUCCUCGCCGAAUUGAAAAGCCCCAGCACGGCAGCAUCCCGAUCAGUUCCACUCACUCCAUCCACGCGCCACCACCUCCGAAAAUGAGGGUGUUCUGUGUCUUAGUGUUCAGUGUUGCGCUCGUCCUCGCCGACGAAGCCGCCAAGCAGGAGAAGCAGGAGGGCGGCGACAAGCAGAAGCGAAGCGGCUUCGGUGACUUCGGCGGAUUCGGCUAUGGCCUCGGCGGCGGCCACGGCUUCAACGGCGGAUUCGGCCAGGGCCUCAACGGCCUCAACGGCGGCUACGGCCAGGGCCUAGGAUACGGCCAGGGCCUAGGAUACGGCUACGGACACGGCCACUCCAUCGAGAAGACCAUCACCAUCAACAAGGAGGUCCCCGUCCCGUACCCCGUCCACGUCGAGAAACAAGUCCCGGUCCCCGUCCACGUCAAAGUCCCCGUCGACCGCCCCUACCCCGUCCAAGUCCCCGCUCCCUACCCCGUCCACGUUGAGAAACAAGUCCACGUCCCUGUCCAAGUCCCCGUCCCUGCACCCUACCCCGUCGAGAAGCGCGUCCCCUACCCCGUCCAAGUCCCCGUCGACAGGCCUUACCCCGUCCACGUACCCAAACCCUACCCAGUCUACGUCGAAAAGAAAGUCCCUUACCCUGUCGAGAAGCACGUCCCUGUCCCUGUCCAAGUCCCCGUCGACCGUCCCUACCCGGUCCAUGUUCCUGUUGAGAAGCCAGUGCCUUACCCAGUCGAGAAGCAUGUGCCAUACCCGGUGAAGGUCCCAGUCGACAGACCGUACCCUGUCCAUGUCCCACAACCGUACCCAGUCCACGUUGAGAAGGCUGUGCCAUACCCCGUCGAAAGGCCGGUGCCUUACCCGGUCAAGGUGCCCGUCAGGGAACCCUACCCCGUUCACGUACCGGUUGAGAAGCCCGUCUACGUCCCAGUCAAGUCCCACGGACCCUCCUACGGAUGGGGACACGGCUGGUAAACACAAACACGAUCAUGAUCUCCGCAACAACUCACUUCAACACAUCAACAGUUGAUGAUGCCCAUGGUGCCGACACAGUUUCCAGGAUACUCUCAACAGGAUAUAAACAGUUCAUUUUAUGCGGCUAUAUUUCUGUUAUUUACUUCGUUUAAACCAACAUUCGCAAGAGUGAAUAUUGAAUAAUCUUGUAGUUCCUUGUAGAAUACUUUACCUCGGCCAAAUUAGUCAUUCCUAAACUUUUCAAGUGCAAGUUUGGAUGAAUGUAUUCAUCUUUUAGUGCUCAUUAAUUGACGCAAUGCUUUAAUGAAGAGUGAUAAAAGUGUGUUGUAUGGAAUGAGUGGAACGGUAGGUUGCACGAGAUAUCUUUUUAUUAUUUUUUUUUUAAUGUUCUCCCCUUUUUUCAAAUCAAUUUACACCAAUCUUUCAAAUGGAGUUAUUCCUUCAAAUAAGUACGUCUAAACUUUAGAUACCGAUUAUUCAUCUUUCAAAUGCAUUCAAAUUAGUUAAAUCAGAAGAUUUUCAGUGUAUCAACAAUGUCAUGCGGAGAAUGAUUAUAAAUAAUACCAAACAAAUUUCGAUUUUUUUUUUUCAUGAUUUGGACCGUUAUUAAAGGUUACCGUUACAUCAUCUGCGCCACUAAUUCAAAUAGUUUCUGAAAAAUUAUUGAAAAAAAGUGUCCUUAAACUUCGUUCAAAAUAAGAUAAUUGUAAAUAAAUGUUGUACUUAUCGUUAAGCACUGAAGUAAAAAAAAAAUUACAGUCAA
Messenger RNA from Bemisia tabaci, 1751 nucleotides. The record is from RefSeq and is a predicted model, not a curated record. NCBI's taxonomy places the organism in Eukaryota, Metazoa, Arthropoda, Insecta, Hemiptera, Aleyrodidae.